Messenger RNA from Didymodactylos carnosus, 420 nucleotides. The record is from the annotation of a GenBank genome assembly. NCBI's taxonomy places the organism in Eukaryota, Metazoa, Rotifera, Eurotatoria, Philodinida, Philodinidae.
AUGUCAACAUCAACCUCAAAACCUGUUGUUGUCAUCUUUGUCAUGUACUGUCUUGUACUACCAUUGACAAUAUUUGCAUUAGAAUGUUAUACGGGUACUGAUAAACAGUGUAUAUUAACGGAUUUCAGUAAAAUUGAAAAUGGUUGUGGUACAACAGAUUCAACAAAGUGUCGUUGUGCACAGUUUAAAUUUGCAUGUACAUCAGAUGAUACAGCUUGUACACAGGCUGAAAAAGAUCGGAAGACAGUUCAAUGGGCCUACAUGAUAACAACAGACGAUGUGUGUAAUGAAAUGAAACAGGUGCCGAGCAUAUAUCAGCAGUUGAAAUGUUGUAAUACAAAUAAAUGUAAUCGUCCAAAAUCAAAGGAAGUGAAAUGUAUAAAUACGUUUGGUGGUGAUGACGCACAACAAAGAAAAUGA